CUGACGGCGGAUCAAGUUGAUCAUUUCCGCGAGGCGUUCAAUCUCUUCGAUACUGAUGGAGGCGGGAGUAUUGAUAUCGAGGAGCUUGGUUCAUGUUUGCGAUCCCUGGGACAGAAUUUGUCAGAGAAGGAGCUGGCAGACAUGAUCGCCGAAUUCGACAAGGACAAUACCGGUGCCAUCGGCUUCGAAGGAUUCCUGGAAAUGCUU
Messenger RNA from Guillardia theta CCMP2712, 207 nucleotides. RefSeq lists its product as hypothetical. Lineage: Eukaryota; Cryptophyceae; Pyrenomonadales; Geminigeraceae. The annotation marks the transcript as partial. The transcript has 2 exons. Gene Ontology annotation, cellular component: myosin II complex. The record is from RefSeq and is a predicted model, not a curated record. Gene Ontology annotation, molecular function: calcium ion binding.